Messenger RNA from Hylaeus anthracinus, 13668 nucleotides. RefSeq lists its product as uncharacterized. Gene Ontology annotation, molecular function: neurexin family protein binding. The transcript is spliced from 19 exons. Gene Ontology annotation, biological process: exocytosis. Gene Ontology annotation, cellular component: plasma membrane; exocytic vesicle. The record is from RefSeq and is a predicted model, not a curated record. The coding region runs from base 435 to 10631 and encodes 3398 amino acids. Lineage: Eukaryota; Metazoa; Arthropoda; Insecta; Hymenoptera; Colletidae.
GCAACGGAGGCAAAGGUGCGGCGCGAGCGGUUCUCGUCGCGACACUACGCGGGACUGCAGCGAGUCGAUCGGCCCGUCGCUCUUCGCUGGUUUUUCGAUCGUGCUUCGAUACCGUCGCUGGAUCGUGGAAAAUCCGUGGAUCCAGCAACCUGUUGCGGUGCCGAUCUCGCGUGCACAGGCCCCCAGAGCCGAGCACACCGCUCCCGGCGGCAGCGAAGCCAGGCCUUGACGGGCGCCAGCCAACCUGGACACGUAUUUAACUUGCACGGCUUGCGCGCGUUCACACGUGGAUCGAGCGAGCGCGCGGCAUCAGUUGCGUCGAUUCGAAUCGGUGAGAAAUAUCAUCCAUCGACGUCGGAUGCGCGGAGUUCGAUAUCGUCGAUAUGUGACCGGUGAUCGGGUGUCAACGUAGCGUGGCUGGCCAGCGGAGCACCAUGUCGACGACAGACGUGUUUCGCAUCGCGCAACAGGGACCUACCGAAGAGGAGCAAGGAAGACUGAAGGCUGAUCUGCAAUACCUCCGAAGGAGGGGACUUCUGAAGGCGUCGGGUGAACUAUCAUACCAAGGACGCAAAUGUACCAGAUGCGGCGCACCGUUUGGUAGAUUUUACAACACCGGCGCAACGUGUGCACGCUGCAGGCACAGAGUUUGCAGACAAUGCCGUAUCGAGGUCAGGAGCCUUACCGAUAACAAAGACGUCGAAUGGAUCUGUAACGUUUGCUACAAGAUCGCAGAGUUACACGUCGCUACUGGUAAAUGGACAUUCGGAAGUCCAGAAUCCAAAGAAUCUAUAAACGUAAAGUCGCCUGUCGAAAUAUUGAAGCAUAGCAUUCGACGAGCCUGGACUAUCAACGGUCCACCCACGCGUUGGUCAGCGACGAGAAAAUCGCCGGAGCUGCGCGUAUAUCGGAGUUUACCGUCCCGUCGUCAGGAAUACCGAGAAACCGUUGAGAAGAACGAAAUCGUAAAACCCGUCGGCUGCGAAGUUCCGAGCCCUGAUCAGAAAGGGCCAGUUAGCAGAGAGGCGAACGAGCAAGUCGAGGACUGUAAUGGUUCCACGAAAGACGAUCCGUGCAGAGACGUAGCGACGAGAAACGAAACGAUUUCUUCGGAAAAAUCCGCGACGCGAAUCGACGCCAACGAACGAACGAACUCGAAACGUCCCGAAAGGUUUCCCGGUAAACACGAAGAGGAAGUGCCAUCGCCGGAUGCCAUAAAAGCGAAGAAAGGCGAGCGCCCUUCUGCAACGAACAGCGGUAGAGCGAAGACCGACGAGCAGGAGGAGACGACGAGCAACCAAGAACAAAGUACACCGAGGAUAUCCUUGAUAAAACCGCCGAGGAUACUGUCCAAGUUCAUUUCACCGGAAAUCAAGUUAACUCAAGCUAAGCAUGGGGAGAGGAAGUCGAAUAUUCCUAUAUUUCGAAGAAGCUCCAAAGAGUUCGAGGACAUUAGAAGCCCCCAAGAAUCCCCGAAACGUUCUCUCAUCCCACAAAGAUACAGAGGCAGCACCGACGAUUUACGACGCAGUCGCGAGGACAUAAGCCUUCCGAGCUUGAUCCCGAAGCUGCUCUCGCCCCGCAGCAAGGAGGAGAAACUGAAGCGGCAGGAUAGCAAGGACGACAUACGUUCCGCGUGGAAAUCGAGCCGCAAGGAGUCGAAGGAGGAGUUGAGGAGCUCCGUGUUCGGUAAGGAGGACUCGAAACACGGCAUUCGAAUAUUCCGACGGGACAACAGUCGCGAGGACGUGGGUAGGGACGGCAAGAAUUCAAAUGCGAACGCGGCGGCAAACGUCGGCGUCGCUGCAAAAGGAAAGCAAUCCGGUAAAGAGGAGAAGCAAGACAGGCCGGAGGAACGGGUGGGCGUCUCGACAACGUCGAAAUCGAAGUCGACAGUAAACGAGCACGGCAGGACGAAGGUGUCGGCCAGAGAGAGCAAGGAGACGCUCGAUGGGAAAUCGUCGAGACGCGACGAAGAAAGUCCGCGCGUGGAACAGAAUGCAAGAGUGAGGAUCGAGGCGGGAAGCAAAGAAGAGACGAUGCUCGACGUGGUUGUCGCCGACGAGAAACUGCUAGAGGAACAAGAAGGUGUCAGGAAAGGCGAAAAGGGGGGACAGCUGGAGAAGAAGCUGACAAAGCCGGGGAAAGAGGAAGAUCCGAUGUGCGAGGAGGAGGAAGUGUCGGAGAACGAGAAGCAUAUAGAUUCUAUGAAGGACUCUGCUGAGAGCUUCCUGGAGAGUACCGAAACUGACGUUGCGGAAUUCGAAACGAACGAACGCAAGGCUGUCGGGGAUCUUGGCCAUGGAAAGAAGUCCGACGACUUCCAAGUGGUGCGGCGAAAGGUUUCGAAAGAAGAGUUUUCCAAUCCCGAUGACACCGAUGAUAUGCCGAACAAACGAUGCUCCAGUCACUUGUCACCCGAGGUGAGUCCAUUAAGUACAAGAUCAUCGAGAUACAGUCCCAGAGAGAGCGAAAGCGAACCAACGCCAGCCCUUCCACGGAAAACUGGUGACUCUUGUUCCGCAUCCCAAAGGAUACGAGACGCGAUUACAAGGACUAGGAGGGAAUCGAACAGCAGCACUAGAUACGAGAGCAGUGGCAGUGAGAGUGUGAGAUUAAGCGAGACGGGUCUUCAUGGGUACGUGGAACUAGCAAGAAAAGUGAAGUUCUUCGGUGGAAACGGAAGUGGUGGCCCCAUACCAUCGACGAUCGGAAGUGACGAAGUAGUGCAACGUGAUAGUGCAACAAGUGCAGGGGAAGAUGAGCCGCACGACGAAAAUCAUGGAAGAACAGGUCCCGUUUCAUCUCAAGGAAGAACCAUGCUACGCAGACGGAGGCAAUUUGAUGCCCAAGGUUCGCGACGGAGAGGGCGAUCGCACGCGAGGAGCUGCUGCGCGGAGGAACUCCAGGGAUUUCAAGCGUUGCACGUGAUCAGUCGUGGUGGCAGACAGCACAGUCCAACGGGAAACCCGGGACAGGAUCAGCCAGUGGUCGACUACAGGCGACUGGUCUUCAUCAGCUCGGAUUCGUCAUCCGGACGCGAAGAGGACGACGCUGACAGCAGUUGCUCCAGUUCCUCUUUCCUGAACGGGUUGCCGCGCGGCGGGAGUCACACGCAAUCCCUGGAGGAUUGCGACUGGGAUUAUUUCGAGAGCGGAACUUUGCCUCUGCCACCUGGUGUGCCGAUUACUAUCGCAACGAACAACGUCGGAACGGCGACCAACACUGGUCAGGAUUGGAGCUGCUGCCCUGGACGUGGCACCGCGCCUUGUCAGGCCUGCGGAGGUUCACGAGGUGCCAACGUGCUCCCGGUCCCAGUGCCGAUACCAGUGCCCGUCCCAUAUCCGGUGCCCGUUCCAGCUGCUCUCUGGACAGGGGACUUUGCAGCCGCCGCAUCCUCCAUGAUUAGCCACAACAGCGAUGCCCAUGCAGAACCAGGAACACUGAGGUUGAGAGGCGACCCAGCUGCGCCCUGGUUCGCUUGGCAUCCUCGGUUCAAUCAGCCUCUUCACGAGACCAGGCUCGAUCCAAGGUUGACGGGUGUCUUCGAUCCGACAACCUGUACUUUCAGGCCUGACCAAGUGUUAACGCCGCGUUUAUACGGGUCUGGCGUCGAAACGUCGCCCAUUCCUACGACGGAAGUGCUGCAACAGCGACUGGUCGGUCUGCAGAUCAAUCGCGACGAAAAUGACGACGCUGGGACGAGCUCUAUAUCGAAGCAGGCGGACUCUUUUCGAAGCGAGAUCGCGUACGAUGCCGCAAACGAAGCUAAAACUACGGAGCAGUCGUCUGCGAAGAUCCGGGGAAAAUUGGACGAGCAGAAAACCGAGCAGAGCCAACAGAACGAUGAGGAAACGAAGCAGACAAAGGAAAACGAGGAAGUCGCGUGCCAAGAUUCCGGGACCGUGUCCUUCGAGAGCAGGAGGGGACAAAGGAUGUACCAGCACGAGGAUUCUGGCAGCUCCUCGGGACGAUCUUCCGCGGACAGCAGCGAUUUGGACGACGACUCGUCCUCCCAUAGGUUCUCGAGGGUCUUUGUCGUCAACGACGACUCUCUCACCAGCGAUAACGACAUCGAAGACAACGGGGACGAGGACGACGAUUCCGAUUCAGCCGCCGAGGACGGCAUUACGCUGAAAAGAGUGACCUCUCUGCCGGAAGAAGAGCCUGUGGUUCUGCAAUACGUUCGAUUCUUCAGCGAGGAAUCGAACUUUGAAAACCCUAGCGACAGUCGAGCACAGAACAGCAGCAGAGACAGUUCGGAGGAGGAGCAAAGAAUGCGAUCCAAUUACAAGGAAAAGGUAGCCUCGCCGGGCGACGAUGAUACGAUGCCCGAACGACACGAGAAGCUUAACGAAAAACGGAAAGUUCGUGGAAAGAAGAGCAACCCGGAACCGGACAACGGUCCUGUGUUGUUGCACCACUGCGCGAUGCCCGAAGAGAUGUACAUCGCGAGCGAUAACGAUUGCUCCGAAAACCAGAUAGAACUUAAAUCCGUGAAAACGUUGGAUCCCGAUAGCAUCGAGCCGAUAAUCGUCAACAAUUCCAGCGAAAGCGUCGCGUCGGAAACAGAAAUGAACUUUGAAGGAAAAUUGUACGACAAAGAAGAAAACGUUUCGGAAAUCGAUAGGUCCGAAGCUACGAGUCGAGCAACGUCUAGCAACGAAUCUACGGAUUCGGACGAUCAAGCAAAGUUUCUAUCCGCCGACGUUUGGGAUCCUAACAUAAUCCCAGACUCGUUGGAAAUCUCCGAAUCAGAAAUUCCGAGUGUCGAUCACUCGUCCCCUGAGAGUAGCCCCGAGGCUUCCAAGUUUCGCGUUUCGACGCCUACGAAUAUUCGCGACGCAGGGAACAAUCGAUCGAACGGUAAGGAUUAUCGCGAAACUGGAAUCAAUAACUCGACCGCAUUAUCGGAGAUAACGUCGUGCGAUACUCCCGAUCGAGGCAACGAUAACCGUGAGGGUGACACAUCGACCGAUUUAAAUUCAAACUUCAACGCGACGGCGAACUCGAGCGCGCUUUCAGGGUCCGACAGUUUCACGAGUAACGAGACGAACGCGACUGGAAGCGAGGCGAGCAGCGACGAACUUCACGAAUACGAGGUGACGUCGGCCAGCGUCUCCUCGCAUUACGAUAGCAACGAAUUGUCGUUUUCGGCUGUGAACGGCGAGUUGUUGUCGAAACUGAACAAAAGAAACGACGAGAGAACAUCGUGGCAACCGAAGAGAUUCAAGGAUGCCGAGGAAUCCAGCGUUACCGCAUCGAACAGAAUGAAAUGGAAUAUAAAGUACGAGAGAUUGGACGUUGAGCAAUCACCGGAUAAUGCAAACAACGGCGAAAGUGUCGUAAGCGCGCGUACCGAGAAUGAUUCAAUGCCGAUUACCGCGAAGGAUGAUCGAUCCGUUGCGAGCCACGGCGGAAGAUCGGCGACAAUAGAGGUGACCAAAGAUGGCGCGAAAGACAACGACCCGCAGGAGGAGAGUCGCGAUGGAAUCGAAUUAAAAAGAGCGGGCAGCGCGGUGGGCGAUACGCUAACCAACGAGAUUCGAGAGAUUUCAAUGAACGCGGAGAGCGCAGACACCGCAGGUAAGGCAGAGAGUGCGCAUGAUUGUAACGCGCGUGCGGUGAGCGGCGAGUGUCCUGCUUCUAGUCAGGUUGUAGGAGAGCUACAAAGUGGGGGUGGUGAAGGUGGUAGUGGCAUCGAGUAUAGCGGUGCCGGUGGUGGCUGCCUCGAAGAGGGGGUAUCGACACGGUUUCGCUCAGUCGAGCGACGCCCGUCUACCGGAAAGGAGAAUGGAUUCCUUCCUGCCGUGUCGACCAAAGAUCCCGUUCAACGCUUUCCCUCGACGGUCCAGAACAAUAAUAUCGGCAACAACAACAACAAAUAUAGAAGCCUCGUGAUGAUUACUCAGGAAGCCUCGUACCAACCUGUCAGCGUUAUCACCUCGGACACGACGACCUUGUUGCAGCCGGAUGAAGUGCAUAUGGCUAGUCAGGGUCUGGCUGGAUACUUCCAGCUGGCGCUGGAAGCCGUAGCCGAGCAACCACACCGUAAAAAUGGUCAGGGACCGAGGAAACCCCUUAUGGUGAAACGGUUGUCCAGUACUAUCGCGAAUCAUUCGGAGCCGGAAGUUGACAGUGGUUUGAGUGUCGGUAGUGCCAGUGAAAGUGACGAUGUUUCGGUGAAAAACUGCACGAAGGUGGUCAGUCGGCAGGAAAAUAACGAGGAAAACUCUUCGAGGGAGCGGCAGGUUAACGAGCAUCGCGAAGGUACGCGUGCACGUGCCUCCUCGCAAUCCAGCGAUGACAAUUCAGGGAGCGGUGGGAUCGUGAUACUGGAGGAAGGAUUAGCCGACGAUGAUUCAUGGGUGGAAGAGGUGUCGCACGACGAGGACGAACCUGGCGCUACGACUGCGACGGAGGAGAGUUCGGAAGACGAAGCGAACAACCUUGGUGACCGCGAAGAAGAGCUCAGAGGUUACCAUAGGCAGGCCAUCGACUUCACUUUGCAUACCAUCGUCGAGGAAUCCUGCGAGGAAAGCGAAGCGGAGCCGAGUCUGGCAACAGGUAGCCCAUCGAAGAAGCAAAGGCCACCGUCCGCCUCCGAGCUGGAGAAAUACUUUUUCUUCGGUCUCGGAGGAGAUGGCAACAACUCGAGCAUGGGUUCGCGCGAAGUCGACAGUUUGUCGGAGACGUCCUCUAUUUAUUCCGAGGGAUUGGAAUCGCUCGGACAGGACGAAGCUCCGUGUGCGGGACAGAGUCAAGAGAGAUCGAGCUCUGGAGAAGGAUUCUUGAAUUCCUCGAGACUGGAGAAGUACUUCCUUUCGGAGUUUCUUGGUUUCGAUCAAGAUAGACGCGACUCCGAUGGCUCCGUUGGUAGCGACUCCGAGGGAAGGCCCAGCCCGGAAGCGCAGAGAAAAAAGAAGCUGGUCCGUGCCAGAGGUACCGGUAGAUCGCACAGUUCGUCUUUGGAUAACUUGUUAGCUCUCACGCAGAGCUCGCAGAAUUUAAGCUCGCAAAAUUCUCUUCAAGAUUUGAGCCUGAACCAAGAUGCGCAAGAGAGUCAGUCGGAAGGUUCCUCCACGGAGACCGACGGAGCGGACGACGGCCAAACCGCUGCCUUUGGAACGGACGGACAAUUCGAUACUGUGAAACGUAAGAAGAAAAAACCUAGAAAUCUGGGAACUCAGAGUCCACGUGUCCCGGACGACAGGAACAAAACGCCAGAACCGAGCAGAGAGAUGGUCCUCGUAGGAGAAGUGGUGAUGGAAAACGAAGCGGAAGCUAUCAAUUCGGAGGAUUCGGACAGAGCAAAGACGCCGCAACCCGAGUGCGCGUUGUCUUCUUCCUCGUUAGCGUCGACCACCAUUAUUUCUUCGGCGACUUCGGCAUCGCAAGCAGACUCUGCGAGAAACAUUCUAAUAAAUUCAGGAGACUCGUCGACCUACAAUCAAAGAUCUAAACAGCAAUCGAGAGAUUCCGGAUUUGUUGGUAGCUGCGACGAUCUUCUUCAACACCAAAAGCUGCCCGACGAUACUCAAAUCAACGCCGAAGUUAAUCAAGAAUCUGGAAAAGAUUGCUCUGGCAAGGAAAACGGCGAAAAUGCUCAAGUUGCGAGUCAAACCUCUACGGAAAGAUCGCCCGGGGUUGAAAAGUGUAGAAAGACUAAAAUGGAUCAUCCCUUGAGUCACGCCGCGCUACCCCACUUACCUAACCCGUCACUUUCGAGAAAGGACAGCUUCAAUAAUUGGUCCAGCGACGAGGAAACGAAUUUGAUGAUGUCAAAAAUGAGACAAUUCUUUAAAACUAUGGUCGCUAAUUCGAAUGGACAGAAUCCGAACGCUGGCAGUACUAAUUCGAGCGGAGUCUCGCCUGCGCCCAGUCCUCGGUUACCUGGAUACGCGACGAAAGCCAGACUAUGCUCGCAAAACCGCACGAAACCGCCACAGUUGGUGUAUUUUGAAAACGAGCUUACCAGGUUGAUGAAAACGGUGCCGGGAAUACGCGACGAGCAAGUGCGUGAAAUAGUCGAAUACCUCAGUUCCGAGGACACGUGGUCCGAUUCGUACGAUAGCUCGGAUUACACCAGCUCCGAUUUAGAGGGGGCAGCCGGUGGCCGUCGAUCGGCGCUGCAGGAGCAGAUCUCCCAGAGCUGUCAACAGAUUAUCAAUAAAUUCGACACCGCGUCGAAUAACACUCUGCUGGAUAAGGACAGGGAGGAUAAAACUGGACCAACCGGGAUGCAACCGUGUCUAGGCAGAGACACCGCUUUCGUGUAUCAGAAAUUGGUUCAAAGUUUCACGAAAAUGGCUGGCGAUGGUGCGAGCUCCGACGCCAAUUCGACUCCGCACAGCAGUCCACCGUUAAUCGCUAAAGUGAUGCACCAUAUUGGUAGCCGAUUGGUAGCUCUGAUGCACGAGGUCUCCGAAGGCGGACCAACCGUGCAGCAUCACUCCACGAGCUGGAGACGAUACUCUCAACACCACCGAACGCCCUCUUCGGCAUCCACCACGGAAGACGACGAUUCUACAUCCGACUCGACGAACACACCUUCGUCGGCGCAUUUGCAACUACCCAGAUCCAAGUCCCACGAUCCUUUGCUGCUGAUCAACAACCAUCCAGCAGUAUCGACGGGACAGGAAGGCGAGGAACGAGAAGCUAGCGAUUACGAAAGGUUUUCUUGGCGUGGAAGCUUCGAGUCGGCGUUAAUGGCAGCAGACUCCAGGACGAAACUCAGCCUCCUGGCUUGCUCCGGGGAUGUCAGUGUCGGUGCUAGUGCUAGUGCUAAUGCCUUGGCCAUGGCUGCUAAACGCCGCAGUGCCGGGGACCUGUUGUUCAAUCCAAAGAGUUUCUCCAGAGAGCAGUUGGAUAGGGUUAGAAGUUGCGGGUCCAUCGGCGGCGGGAGCGGAGGUGCCGCCAGUGGAUGCGGAGGAUCGGUGGAGGAAAGGAUUUGGAGCAACAGGAGAAGAUCUUCCGUUCCCGAUGCCAAUACCAGGGGGGAAUCCGGCGACGAGGACACCGAAGAUGAACUCGAAUAUAACGGCGAAUCACGAGCGACGACUCUUCCACGUGGAAUGCAAUCCGCCAUCACCGCAGCGACCAAUUCUUUGCCGCGUUUGCCAGCUUCCACGGCUCCAGCUGGUUUAACGACAGCAUCGAUCGCGCCUUCAUCGGCGAUGCACAAGGCACACAGUGUAUAUCAUUUCCUGCCACAGCAUUCUGGCGUAAAAUCAGCCAGAUAUCGUCCGCCUGGCUUCGCAAGAAACAGCAACGUGGCUGGCGCGAUCGGUGGACCAAAGCGUGCAGUCAGUGCUCCAGGACUCCAGGUCUCAGGUUCUCAGUCUUCCGUGGGAAAACGUGAAAAUUCGAGAUCGAGAAGGCAGCAGGCUAUGUCCCUCACCUCUGAUGACGGAAGUAGCUUGUCAGAAGCGUGCAGUACUCCUAUCAUUGGCGCAGGAUCAAGGACAGGCUCUAGUCAUACAAUGAUAGACGUAGAUGACAUGGAGUCUGGACUACACUCUGGACAUCUUGCAACUCGCGCGUCUUUGUCCAGUCUUGGAGCACGCUCGGAUUCAAUGGCGUCGGUUUACAGCGGUGCUGGUGAAGGAAGGUGCUGUCGCUCGGUCGUCGUCACAGGAGAGGUCGAAUUCGCUUUGCAAUACGACUACAAGCAUCUAACGUUCGAGGUGCACGUAACGAAAUGCAAGAAUCUUGCACCGGUUGACGUAAAACGCAAACGCUCCGAUCCUUAUUGCCCAAUUGUAGGACCGAUAUACACGUACGUGAAAGUCUACCUGCUGCCGGACAAAUCGAAGAGCGGCAAGCGGAAAACGAAGGUGAAAAAACACACGUUGAAUCCCGAAUUUAACGAAACGUUGAAGUUCCAUAUGAGUCUGAGCGGCUUGGAGACCAGAACCCUGUGGCUGACGGUUUGGCAUUCAGACAUGUUUGGACGCAACGAUUUCCUCGGUGAAGUCCAAAUGCCCUUGGAGAAUAAAAUCUUCGACGAUCCCACGCCAAAAUGGUAUCCACUUCAGGAGAGAACAGAACCGUUCGACGAUCCCGUUGCGUAUAAAGGCGAGGUGAUCGUAGGCUUAAAAUUCGUACCACCAGAUCCUACGCAACAGGAACGUGAUCGAGAAAUAGGUGCUUCUAAAUCGAAGAAGAACUGGAGCCGUGGCGCGUUGCACGUGCUCGUGAAGGAAGCCAGAAACUUGCAAACCAGGGGGAAGAAUACGGGCACGUGUGAUCCGUUUUGCAAAAGUUACUUAUUACCUGACAAGGGUCGUUCGGGGAAACAAAAGACUGGAGUGGUUCGCAGAUCUGGUGGUUCGCCAGUAUGGGGUCACACUUUCAUUUAUAAAGACGUAAGUCUGCAAGAACUGGCGGAACGUGGACUGGAGCUGACAGUUUGGGAUCACGAUCGUAUCGCCAGCAACGAAUUUUUAGGCGGAGUACGAUUCAACCUUGGCACAGGAAAACACUAUGGAAAGCCUGUGGAUUGGAUGGAUGCUACGGGUCGCGAGCUCUCGCUUUGGCAGAGCAUGCUCGAGAGGCCUAACUUCUGGGUAGAAGGCGCCGUGACUCUGAGGCCGAAUCUGCACAAUCACGGAAAAACCAACAGCUCUUAAACGAACGUCCUUGCGUCCAAGUGAAUUUCUCUCGUACUUAAGUGACACGUUUCAUCGUGGACCUUCAAUGUGUCCGUCUCAGCGAAGCUCGAAACGCUUCGGCCUAGUUUAGCUUAAAUGUACAUACGUGGCUGUAUUUACGUGCCACACAAUGAAUAGCAUCGAAACGCGACUUUCGAAAUGGAAACAGUGCCUUUAGGAGCGAUGCCGGUGCAUCGUAUCCUGUCCAGGGCACAGUCUAAAUUUUUAACGGUCCCCUGCUGUCGCCGCGACACAGCAAACUGCCCACUAGGAUCUCCGUAACAAAAGAGGAUCCACGUAAUCGUAUUUGAUUCAUAAUUAGUACUUAUUUUUUGAUUUGUACAUGUUCGUAACUGUUAUAGCUCGUAGCUUUUAUGUUCUCUUGGUAUGUAGUUCUGUACGUAUCGUAUUCCCAAUUUCUGAAUUUCUGUACGAAAGGUUACACGAUAUAUAUGAUUUUCACUAUAUAUUUCUAUUCUUCUCGUUCUUUCAUUCAGUUCGUUUGUUACCUAUGAUUUUACGUUACUGCCUCCGUUGUCCAUUCUUACGGAAGAAGAAAAGGUCCGAAUUGUAAGGUGAACGAAUCAAUUAACAAAGUUAGGCGUGCAUUACGUCUCAGAACGCGUGUCGUCCUUCUGGAUUACGUUUAGCAAUAGUAGAUUAUCGAGAAGUGAAAUUUUGUAUAGACUUCUGUCCAAACAGGAUGACUAUUGAGUACUUAACGUGUACCAGCGUGUUAUUCUCGAAAAGGAAGGAUGACGAAGAGGUAAUCGAUACUAUGAGCCCAUUCCAAGCGUACGCUUCUCGAAGAAUACUUGUCGAUCGUACGAGUGCGAAGCAACAUUAAAAUAUCGCUUCGAAUAGAAAUUUUUAGGGAGAGAAUAAUUUUGAAUUUGCGAGGAAUAUGCAUCGAUUAAGUUUUUAACGAAAAGGCGGAGAUGCAAACUCGAGAGUAAGAAUUUGCAACGUUUGGAACGUGGCAUACUUUGUGGACACUUGGCUUUCUUGGAGAGAAAGAUGUUGCCAGUGUGUACGACACUUCGAACGAUUUCUUGCGCUGAGCAUUGCCAGAACUAUGGAACGGUGUGUUUAAGGAAUUAAAUAUCACCGGUUUCCAGUACAUAUAUAAAUAUAUUCAUAUAAAUGUUAUAUUUAUACAAUCGUGUAGGAUUAUACAGUAUGAUAGACCAUGGGGCUUUGGAUGAGCUGUUUCAGCGUCUAAAUUCGCGAGUGUAACGCCAGUGUUUCGUCCAAGAAAUCAGAGAAGGGCAAAUAUUUAUUCGAAUAAUUAACAACGAAUAAAACUAUCGUACACUGCCGCUCGAAAGUCUUGGGACACUUGCUAAUACCACGCAUAAGUUUGAAAAAAAUGAAACCGUUAACAAAAACUUAUUACUUAAUAUUUUGUAGAACAAGGUCGCGUGCACUGCGUAACGGAUUUAAAUACUCGGGAAGAAAAUUCAAAAAACAAUCAAGUGUUUUUUCCAAUUUUCUUUCAGGUGUUUCACUCAUUUUUGGUGAAAAAAUCUAUCGAGUUAGUUUGGCUCAAGUUAGAGAUAUCAGUGCGACCAUUAAUUUUAUUUCUUCUAAAUAACUUUGACGUAUCUUUACCAUGUGCUUGGAAUCAAAAUAUGUAAAAGAAAAAUUAAGACUCAUUAAUGGAUGACGAGAAUUCUUUCAGUUUGAAACUUUUAUGAUUCAUAGACUACCGAAAUUUGCGAGAAAGGCUUUUUUAGAGCUACGCAUUUGCAAAAUUCACUUAUCAGAUGCUACCUCUUCGCUGUUGCCACUGAAAUCAGAUCAUUUCUACUCUUGUUUGAUCUGCUGUAACUUUUGAAACUCUUUCUCUGCUAUUACGUUUACUUAGUGUGUUUAAAUACUUGUCGACAGCCAUGGUCAUUUUGCUUGGUCGUUUCGUUAAUGUACUAUUCUUUGUGACGAUAAACGUUUUUUAACUUUUGUCCAGUAUUUCUUUAACAAAAUAGUAUUUCGAGCCUCAAUUCCUUCGUUUUGAUCUCAAAACUCUUCCAAAAUUGAUCUCAGAUGGAAAAUAGUAAGGAUUCUUAUCCAAGCUUUCCUUACGCCGCACGUUUACAUCAGGAAUUCAGAACUUCGCGCCAAUGCAACCAUAAUUAAAUGGACGAAGAAAGCAUGACAAGCCAUACAUAGCUACACGAAUUAAUUGUGCAAUAAUUACGUCGUAUGCAUUCUUCGCUGCUUAAAAUAGCCAACUUAUUAAAUUAUUUACAAACUGUACAAAAGACUGCAAACAUAUACUUAAAUAUUAAUAUUCGAUAAUAAAAGUAAGCGUCCUAAAUCUUCCGAGCGUCAGAACGUUCUACAGUUAGAUCUAUUUAAACAGCUAUCUAUUCAACGAGAAAUGUUCCAGUCCGUAACGCGAAUCCUAACUUGUAUUCAACGAAUAACAGGUCAAAAGGUGUUCGUCGUUUAUUCGUUAUUCGAGAUUUCUAACCACAUAAGUAUUUCGCUCUUCUCUACGGGAAACUUCCUUUUUGUAAUUCGAAUGUGUUUGAACACUACUUACACUAUUUUCGGCGUGAAAUCAAACAGCUGCCGUAUACGUACUUAACUAAUUAUACAACGUCGAGUCUCCGAUUAUUGCAUAUAGACGUAUAGUAUAAUAGCAUCGUGUACUUAUCCGUAAGGCUCUUCCUAAAUACAGGGUUUGACGAUCGGAGCUACAAACUGCCUUCGUCGUAAGUUCUUCAAUAAUGAUUCGAUAGCGUUGUACACGAGAGGGUUUUCCAUUCGAAGGAAACAAAUUUGCCGCCCGUUUGUAACUAUCGUUGCGGGACUAUGUUGUGUACGUUAAGGACCAAUAACACUAAAUUAACAAUAAAGUCAAUAAUAGGAAAGAAGAGAGCUGUGUUACAAAAACAAAAUUCACGACACGCGCGUCUGUAUUCUGUUCGAGACCAAGUUCGACGAAUGGAACCAGGCAUCUAUUUAUAUGUCACUCUUCGGUGUACAUGAUAAUAAAAGUUUUAUACGUUUA